GUCUUUAAGGCUCCGCGGAGCUCUCGCUCUCUGCUCGACGCAGACAGACCAGCUCUGCCGCAGCGACUCAUCCUAUCGAUAAGGUUCACUUAGCCAAGGUGGAGGAUGGGAAAAGAAUGGAGCUGUCCCAGCUACUCAAUGAGAUCAGGGCAAACUAUGAAAAGCUCCUCACGAGAAAUCAGAUAGAGACCGUGCUCUCAACAAGGAUCCAGCUAGAAGAAGAUAUGAGCAAAAAAAUGGACAAAGAUGAAGAGGCUCUAAAAGCAGCUCAAGCAGAACUCAAGGAAGCUCGACGCCAGUGGCACCACCUGCAAGUGGAAAUUGAAUCUCUCCAGGCGGUGGAAAGGGGCCUUGAAAACUCCCUACAUGCCAGCGAGCAGCAUUACCAGAUGCAGUUGCAAGACCUAGAAGCUGUGAUCGAAGGACUAGAAAAAGAGCUACAGGAAGUAAGGCGCGGCAUCGAAAAGCAGCUGCAGGAGCACGAGAUGCUUCUCAACACAAAGAUGAGGCUAGAACAAGAAAUCGCCACUUAUCGCCGCCUCCUAGAAAAGGAAGAAAUCAGAUACUAUGGUUGUAUCCAAGGUGAGAAAAAAGAACAAAAACCUACGACAAGUAGAGUUGGUUUUGUUUUACCUUCAGCCAUUAUAAAUGAAAUAUCUUUCUCAACCAAACUCCCACAAAAGUAUGAGAACGAAAAAGUGGAAACAGUGACCAAACAAGCAAUACUGAAUGGAAAUGUUGUGAAGGAAAGCACAGAGGCUCGUGGCACAAUUCAGACAGAGAAAGUGGAUGAAGUUAUUAAGGAAUGGGAAGGCUCCUUCUUUAAAGACAACCCUCGAUUAAGGAAAAAAUCUGUUUCUCUUCGUUUUGACCUUCAUUUAGCAGCCACUGAUGAAGGGUGUUUACAGACUAAGCAGGAUAAUCUACCAGAUAUAGAAGUCAGGCUUAUCAUGAGAAGAUCAUGUAGUAUCCCCUCUAUCAAACCUCCAUCCGGAGCUAAUUAAUCCAAAGACAAUAUUUGACUUGAUUUGAAAAUGACAUUAGGGUGGACCAAGGGUAGGCCAUAGGGUAGGCCAUACUGAUCACCCUCUGUCCCAAUUAUUAAGUAUGUAUGUUAUGAUCAAUGUGCAAUUCUCUUCAGAAAACAAACAGUAAGGAACAAAAUUUCUCUGAAUCUAAUUAUGGAUGUACUCUUUGAAGAGGGGGAGCUUAAAAAUAAAAUCAGAAAUUCAGUAUGGUUUCUAUUUUAUUUACUCCACAUAGUCUUCUCUUUUUUCCUUGAAAUGUUAUCGGAGACUGUAAGUGUUAAGCUGGCUUAAAUCUUUGAAAUUUCACUCAACUGGCCAAAAAUUCUAGGGAAAAAGAACAGUUUGUUUAAGUAUGAUUGUAUCACAUUAAGAAUCCUACUAACUUAUGCAUCAUUAUUCCAUGACUGGUUAUAUCUAAAAAGAUUUUUCUACUUAGAAAGGAAAACAAUUAUAAACAAACUUUUAAAGAGGGCUCACUAUUCACAUAACUAAAAAAAACUUUUUUUGAGACAAUUAUUUGCACACUUAGAAAAAAAACAGUUACUUUCCAUGAGCAGUUCUGAGCAAGCUAUAGAACACACCCCUCGCUAAUUUGAUGAUUAAAUAAAAUUAAGUUAAUCUUCAUACAAAAGCUUUUUGUAACCAUUAUCUGAUUUCCAGAAGAGUAACUUUAUUCAAAGAACUUGAAGGUUGUGUCCUCCCCCACAAAAAAAUCAGAAGGCCAGCGGCACAAACAAAAGAUGAAAAUCUCGUUGCUAUGGUUACUAGAAUAGUUCUCCAAUCUCACCAUCCCAACUUUUCCAUCUGUCAAGCUCAAUGUGACUAAUUUGGAUAUUCAGUGUGAGCAUUAGAUAAGAUACUAUAAAAAGUAUUAUAAAUAUUUCUUGCAAUCAUUUAUGUGAACUAUGAUAACAGUACUGUUAUCUAAGCUAUUUGCAGGAUUUAUGU
Molecule: messenger RNA, 1976 nt
Organism: Panthera uncia (snow leopard)
Lineage: Eukaryota; Metazoa; Chordata; Mammalia; Carnivora; Felidae
Gene: KRT222
Product: keratin 222
Exons: 6
Coding region: 117-1004 (295 amino acids)
Molecular function (GO): structural molecule activity
Source: RefSeq, a predicted model, not a curated record